Messenger RNA from Teleopsis dalmanni, 1550 nucleotides. RefSeq lists its product as uncharacterized. The record is from RefSeq and is a predicted model, not a curated record. The coding region runs from base 309 to 1466 and encodes 385 amino acids. Lineage: Eukaryota; Metazoa; Arthropoda; Insecta; Diptera; Diopsidae. Gene Ontology annotation, biological process: embryonic development via the syncytial blastoderm; cell surface receptor signaling pathway via JAK-STAT. The transcript has 3 exons.
GCAGAUAUAAAGCAACCAAAGAAUUCAGCAAAACGGCUAACUUAACACAAAAAAUUUUCCCUAGCCUAGGCACCACACGUCAAUGUUGCUACAUACAUCAAGCAAAGCAGAAACAUAUCCAAAGUAUUAGUAAUAUACAUCAUAAACAAAACAAUAACAAUAAAAUAUGCAACAACGUGUGGUAUAAGGCAACAAAACAACAACAACAACAAACAAAUAAAUUUUGUAACAUUGAUCAUUUUGUAUGUAAAAGCUACAAAAUUACAUCAACACAUCCACAAAAAUAUUUGUCAAUCUUCAUAUUUAUAAUGACCUUAACAGUAUUAAAUCAAAGCCAACAGACACUAGCCAAUCCUUUAUGGUUAAAAAAUGCAAAUAAACUAACAGAAGAGAAUGCAAUGCAACAGAAAACAACAGAAAUGUUACUAACAGUAGACAUUGAGGAAAAAAGCCAACAGCGACUUAAAAGUGAUACACGCAUAAACAAACGCUAUGCAGAAGAUAGUUGGCACAGCAUUUAUGCAAAGGAAGGAGUAUCACAAAGUAUUGAAUGGUCGAAUCCUUGCAAUGGCGUUUGGGUGGAGACAAAAAGUCCUGUACAACCAGUAAAAACAUCACUUCGCUGGUUACAAAGCAAUGUAUCCCGUGAGCUUAAAACUCUAAGAGCCACAACUAAUUCUGCUAUAAACGCUACUAAUAUGCGCAGUUGGCCAAAGAACUCUCAUAAUUUCUUGCCAGUGAUAAAACUGAAUUCUAAUGUGGCUUUGCGUCGUUGGCAUCGCUAUUUACAAAUCCAUGUUGCCGCAUUUACAUAUUUGAGACGUGCUGAAAUGCACUGGGAUCAGCAUGUGCUGCAACACGCUAGUCCGAUAUACCUCGAGUUGGACAAAUUAAAGGAAAGCGCACUAUCCGUAUUAUGCGAAAUUGAAACAGCCAUUAAUAAUACCUCGGUUAAUACCCAUAAGUCACGGCGUAACAUUAAGACCAUUAAGCGUGCAGCCAUGGAGAAGAAGCUAGAGUUCCAGUCACAUCUAAAGCAUGUAUUCGGUCAUAAAUGGGAUACGCAACAAAGCAAGGAACUGCAUGAAUUGAUAUCGACAGACUUAAAAGUUGCAAAACAUCGUUACCUUAGCAUGUUGCGUGCCAUGCUUAAAGUGUUGCGCUCGCAUAUAACGCGUCCUGGUCCGGUACAAUUGGAUAGUCACAGCACAAGCAGUAGUAGCAGCAGUAAAGGCAGUUCCAAGCAAUUGAAUAGCAGUCAACAGAGUUAUUUACAAAGCGAUAGCAAGGACCUUAGCAGCAGUAUUAAUAGCUUUGAAACGAAUUUCAGUCAAUCAUCUAAAGUACGUCACAGAAAGAGGCCCACUAAUGUAAGUGGUGGUCACACUGCAAAAAACACAAACACAAAUCUUAGUGGCAAUAGACGACAUAAGCAACAUUCGCACAACGAAAGGAAGCAAAUUUAAAAACAUUCCAUUCCAACGAAUUCCUAUUUUAAUAAUAAUAUUAAGUAAAUCCUUCGUAUUUAUAAAAUGCAUCACACAACCGAA